Molecule: messenger RNA, 1447 nt
Organism: Spinacia oleracea (spinach)
Lineage: Eukaryota; Viridiplantae; Streptophyta; Magnoliopsida; Caryophyllales; Amaranthaceae
Exons: 3
Coding region: 296-1408 (370 amino acids)
Source: RefSeq, a predicted model, not a curated record
UGACCUUUUCAUAUACAGCUUAGGAUCAGCUACUCCGUAUUGCUAGCGAUAAUACAUAUAUUUUGACGUUACUUUGAAAAAAAUCAAAAUCUCUCCCACAUAAAUCAUCCAUAUUCUAUAUGCUUUAGAAUAUGUUCUUGGUAAUCUCGAUAUUUCUUCUUAACUUCUUAUAAUUAACUCAAAAUCAAACCCUUUAAGGAAGGUAAAUCAUGUGAUAUUAAGAGUGAUUAAGGGCUAAUUAAUCACAUAGUGAAGCAAACUACUGGUUUUAUAAUCCAACCAAGAAGAGUUGAUUAUGGAGGAGGUGGGGAAAAGUGAUGAGAGCAGUCCGUUUAUGGAGGUAAUUACGACGACGGCGACGGCCAUGAAUACUAUUUACCCAUUAGCAAAAUUGCCAUUAGAUUUUGCAAGGAUUUUGAAGAGUUUGCUUGUUUUUUCGACGCUUGGAGUUGCAUUCCUAGUUUUGUACUAUGCGUCGUCCAAUAAUUAUGGGGAGUUUCUACCAACUUUGGGGCGCUUUUCUUUUACGGUAUAUGAUGUCAAUGGCACGAUCAAAGAUGAGUAUUACGAGCUAAGGAAGGUUCUAGAAGCGGCAUCAACCAAGGAAAAAACAGUUAUAUUGACAUCUUUGAACGAGGCAUGGGCAGAACCAAACUCCAUGUUUGAUAUUUUCUUAAAAAGUUUCAGAGUUGGAAAUAAUACAGCUCCACUUGUCGACCAUUUAUUGGCUAUAGCCGUCGACGAAAAGGCGUAUCUUCGAUGCAAGAAGUUAAUCUCCCAUUGUUAUUUUCUCAAGACUAAACAAUCAUCUCAAAUGGCUAAUGAAGCGAGGUUCAUGACCCCUAUUUAUUUGAAUAUGAUGUGGGAAAGACUUGCUUUCUUGCAAACCGUUUUGAAACUUGGUUACAACUUUAUUUUCACGGAUACUGAUGUUAUGUGGUUUCGAAAUCCAAUCCCACAUUUUACUCCAAGUUCAGAUUUCCAAACCUCAUGUGACCGAUUCAACGGCAAUCAAUUCGACAUACGAAACCCCCCAAACAACGGAUUUCUUUUCGUAAGAUCCAACAAACGAACAAUUAAAUUCUACAAAUUCUGGGUUUCGUCAAGACAAACAUAUCCUUCUCUACAUGAACAAGAUGUUUUUAACAGGAUAAAAAACGGUACAUACGUUAGAAAACUUGGCGUGAAAUUUAGGUUCUUAGAUACAAAUUAUUUUGGUGGGUUUUGCCAAAAAAGCAGAGAUUUCAACAAGGUUUGCACCAUGCAUGCUAAUUGUUGUACUGGUUUGGAUAGGAAAAUAGCUGACCUUAAUACAACACUUGAGGUUUGGAAGACUUAUUUAUCCUCAAAUAAUUACACGUCACCACAACCUUCAAAUUGGAUGGUCCCAAAACAAUGUCAUAUGUAAUAUACUAAGUAUAUUUAUAUGUUUACUCAUUUCAAAUUU